Messenger RNA from Durusdinium trenchii, 669 nucleotides. Lineage: Eukaryota; Dinophyceae; Suessiales; Symbiodiniaceae. The record is from the annotation of a GenBank genome assembly.
AUGGCGAAUCGCUACGACGUGGCGUACGAGUACAUCAAAGUGAGGACGGACAAUCGCAUGUUGAGCUUGAUCGACACAACCACCCUUGGAGAUUGGCGGCGACUGCCGCGCUAUCAAGAGCAGCGCAUGAAGGAGAGGAAUCCUAGGCUGUUCUUGACGGGAGCAGGGUGCACCACAGGAGGCUUCUUCCCAUGGUACGUCGUAGAUCGAGAUGGGCCGCUCCACUUGUUUGAGAGCAAGCGAUUCGUUGAGAAGAUGGUGGUCCGUGAAGUGCCGGCUUGCACCAAGACAGUGACCUUGAACGCAUCCUAUGUCGAAGAGGGGUUGGUGUUUGAGGCGCUCACCCUGAUGGGCGGCGACAUGUUGUGCUACGUGUUCAUCCCCAAAUGUGAUGUGCUGCGGGGGCGUGAAUUGAGGGAGGCCAUCUCGAACGAGCUCGAGAGUAUCAAUCCCAACCAGUGGGGGUGUUAUUGCAAGCUGAAGAUGAUCACCUCUCGGAGCGCUUUCGAAGUCAAGGACUUUAGCACUGUGUGGAAGCACAGCGCACGUGAACAAGGUGAACUUGAGGUCAAAAGGCGCAAAGUCAUGAAGCAGGCGCCUGGGCUCUGGUUCCUUGAAUUGAACUACAAGAACUGCUCGAAUCAGACCAUGCGCGAGGCAUUGAAGUGA